UUUAUCAUAUCUAUUUUUUUGAACAGUUCCCGGUUGAAAAUGGUAGCUGCCUAGUCCCUCUCCAUGAGACCACGACCAAACUUGCCCUUCAUUAAAAAUUGUGUAGCAGCACUGAAGCAUGGUUGGUUCCAAUCGGUAUCGAGAUUUCUUUUUCUCUUGACAAUUAGAGUGCAGGCAAGUGCCCGUUGAGCUGGUGGCGUAUUGUCGAAGAUAAUUUUUUUUCGUCUCUCCACCUUUGUUCCUACAUAUGCUACAACUUCCUACAACUGAGUUGAGCGAAGCAGGAGCAGCAGCACAGGGCGCAGGGCACAUACAAACGAGGGGCUUUGAUGGGGUAGAGUGAUUGAAGGCAACAGAGGAUACUCCAUUCUCUAUUUUUCAAGUUGCGGAAUACAAGGCAGCAGCGAAUAUGGUGCUGACAAUUUCGUGUGCUGCCCAUUUGCGCCCUCUGCAGGCAUCAUGGAACUCCCUCAGGGCGUCCACCCAAUUUAUGCCCAUUUUUUCAUCGAGGUGUUUCAGGGUCAAAUCCCCUCAGAGCUGGCUUGUCCCUACCCUUUUCUUUAAGAAGACCGAGGAAUAUUCCUUUCGUCGUAUGCGCUUUUGUGUUCGCGCGGGAAACGAAUUGAAUAAGAAGUUGAAGGGGGAAGGAGGAGGAGUAGAGGAGGAGGACGAGAGGCUGCAAGACGUGCUAGUUGAUAAGCAGCAAAUCCAGGCGUUGGACAAUAUGGGCUCCUCUACAUCAGGAGAACUUCAUCUCAUUGUUGGGCCCAUGUUUGCUGGCAAGACUACCGCCCUUAUUCAUAGAAUGCAAACAGAAAUUCAGAUGGGCAGAAAUGUGGUGCUUGUGAAAUCUAACAAAGAUACAAGAUAUGGUUUGAGCUCUGUUGUGUCACAUGAUGGUGCAAAAAUGCCUUGUUGGGCUGCUGGAGAUCUUGCAUCCUUCAAAGCCAAAUUAGGGGAGGAGGCAUAUAGGAAGUUGGAUGUGAUUGGCAUUGACGAAGCACAGUUCUUCAUAGAUCUAUAUAGUUUCUGCCAGGUAGCAGCUGAUAGAGAUGCCAAGACUCUUAUUGUUGCCGGCCUUGAUGGGGACUACUUGAGGAAGAGCUUUGGAUCUGCUCUGGAUUUAAUACCCUUGGCUGAUUCUGUAACUAAACUACAGUCCCGUUGUGAGAUGUGCGGCAGGCCUGCAUCAUUCACGUUACGAAAAACUGGAGAGAGAAAGACUGAGGUUAUUGGAGGUGCAGACGUUUACAUGCCAGUUUGUCGACAGCAUUAUGUUAAUGGACAGAUUGUUGUUGAUGCUACACGGACUGUGCUGGAAUCUCAGCAGGUUCGAUGUGAUGUACAUAUUGUUAAGGCUGUUGGGUAAACAUGUGACUAUUUAUCAUAUGUACUCCCUUUCCUCAGUCAAAUGUUUUAUCCUUAUAACACAGUUUUGCUGAUAAUUUAGCAGUAAUUUUGAUUAGAGCAGGACUUUGUUCAUGUAAUAGUGAGGCAGUCAAGCUUGGAGUCCUGUCAAGGACGUCUAUGACUAUAUUUUAAAGCCACCCAAUAAUUGUCACCUCAAGCACAUAAAUGUGGAAGAUCAUAGCUUGAUAGCUAUUGCUUAUAAUUUGAUUCAGUUGAUUUCA
Molecule: messenger RNA, 1631 nt
Organism: Cryptomeria japonica (Japanese cedar)
Lineage: Eukaryota; Viridiplantae; Streptophyta; Pinopsida; Cupressales; Cupressaceae
Product: thymidine kinase a
Exons: 4
Coding region: 410-1369 (319 amino acids)
Biological process (GO): thymidine metabolic process
Molecular function (GO): thymidine kinase activity; ATP binding
Source: RefSeq, a predicted model, not a curated record